Molecule: messenger RNA, 1251 nt
Organism: Orycteropus afer afer
Lineage: Eukaryota; Metazoa; Chordata; Mammalia; Tubulidentata; Orycteropodidae
Gene: GDI2
Product: GDP dissociation inhibitor 2
Exons: 10
Coding region: 1-1251 (416 amino acids)
Biological process (GO): protein transport; small GTPase-mediated signal transduction; vesicle-mediated transport
Cellular component (GO): cytoplasm
Molecular function (GO): Rab GDP-dissociation inhibitor activity
Source: RefSeq, a predicted model, not a curated record
AUGAGUGAAAAAUCUAUCAUCAUGCAGGUUGGUAUAUGCCAAGUUCAGAGGCGCUACUUUGUAUCAGAGAUGGAAUGUAUCCUGUCAGGUAUAAUGUCAGUGAAUGGAAAGAAAGUUCUACAUAUGGAUCGAAAUCCAUAUUAUGGAGGAGAAAGUGCAUCCAUAACACCACUGGAAGAUUUAUACAAAAGAUUUAAAAUACCAGGAUCACCACCAGCAUCAAUGGGAAGAGGAAGAGACUGGAAUGUUGACUUAAUUCCCAAGUUCCUAAUGGCUAAUGGUCAGCUGGUUAAGAUGCUGCUUUAUACAGAAGUCACCCGCUACCUGGAUUUCAAAGUAACUGAAGGGAGUUUUGUCUAUAAAGGAGGAAAAAUCUACAAGGUUCCAUCCACUGAAGCAGAAGCCCUAGCAUCUAGCUUAAUGGGGCUGUUUGAAAAACGUCGCUUCAGAAAAUUCCUAGUAUAUGUUGCGAACUUCGAUGAAAAAGAUCCUAGAACUUUUGAGGGUGUUGAUCCUAAGAAGACUGCAAUGCGAGAUGUGUAUAAGAAAUUUGACUUGGGCCAAGAUGUUAUAGAUUUUACUGGUCAUGCCCUUGCACUUUACAGAACUGAUGAUUAUUUAGAUCAACCAUGUUGUGAAACCAUUAAUAGGAUUAAACUGUACAGUGAGUCUUUGGCAAGAUACGGCAAAAGCCCAUACCUUUAUCCACUUUAUGGCCUUGGAGAACUACCACAAGGCUUUGCAAGGCUAAGUGCUAUUUAUGGAGGUACCUACAUGUUGAAUAAACCAAUUGAAGAAAUCAUUGUGCAGAAUGGAAAAGUGAUUGGUGUAAAAUCUGAAGGAGAGAUUGCUCGCUGUAAGCAGCUCAUUUGUGAUCCUAGUUAUGUAAAAGAUAGGGUACAAAAGGUGGGCCAAGUUCUCAGAGUUAUAUGUAUCCUAAGCCACCCAAUCAAGAACACCAACGAUGCCAACUCAUGCCAGAUUAUUAUUCCACAGAACCAAGUCAACCGAAAGUCAGAUAUCUAUGUUUGCAUGAUUUCUUCUGCACACAAUGUGGCAGCACAAGGGAAGUAUAUUGCCAUAGUAAGUACAACUGUGGAAACAAUUUUUAUUUCCCGUACUUACGAUGCUACCACUCACUUUGAGACGACCUGUGAUGACAUUAAAAACAUCUAUAAGAGGAUGACAGGAUCAGAGUUUGACUUUGAAGAAAUGAAACGCAAGAAAAAUGACAUCUAUGGGGAAGACUAA